Molecule: messenger RNA, 3350 nt
Organism: Mauremys reevesii (Reeves's turtle)
Lineage: Eukaryota; Metazoa; Chordata; Testudines; Geoemydidae
Gene: APOLD1
Product: apolipoprotein L domain containing 1
Exons: 3
Coding region: 310-1050 (246 amino acids)
Biological process (GO): lipid transport; lipoprotein metabolic process
Cellular component (GO): membrane; extracellular region
Molecular function (GO): lipid binding
Source: RefSeq, a predicted model, not a curated record
GCUGAAAUCCAAUGAGCUCUACAAAUGUAACAUGCUGGGGUUCAUUUCAUCACAGAUAUCUAGGAAAAGCGAACACACAAUGUUCAUUUGACGGGAUCAUUUCCUGAACAUGAUGUGAGCUGCGCUGUCUCCAGGUCACUUUCCAGUGUGUCACAUCCUUCUGGACGAGGGGGGCAGGAAAUGGCAAACUCCCACUAUGAGGCAAAGCAUUCCCACUGCAGCAAUUGGUUCGUGGGAACUAUAAAUUGGGUUAAUCCAGAAACAGCAUAAAAUUUGUCCUUGGUGAGAUUGGCUGGAAACGAAAGGGCCAUGGAGAGAGAUGCUAUAACCUUUCCUCCAGCACUGGACCCUACACGCCACUUCCAAAUGCUGCUGCUGAAUCAGAGAAGCAAGCUGCAUGGCCAGAUCAGGAAGCUUCGCGAGAUUGCACGAAACAUCAACAAGCUGCGCAGGCGAUCCCUGAUUGCAAACAUCACUGGGAGUUCCCUGAGUGCAGUAGGAGCAAUCACAGCCAUCGUAGGGCUCUCCUUGAGCCCUGCCACUUUAGGGGCAUCUCUCCUGGCUUCUGCCGUGGGCCUGGGCGUAGCCUCUGCCGGAGGGGCUGUCAAUGUCACUUCCGAUCUCUCCUUAGUGCUCUCUAACUCCAGGGAACUGAGAAGGGUGCAGGAGAUUGCAGUGAACUGUCAGAACCAGAUGAGGGAAAUCCUGAGCUGCCUAGAAUUCCUCCACCGUGGACAGGGCCCAAUGGACCCCCUGUUGCUCCAGUCAGAGAAAAACGCUUCCAUCUCGCUGUACAAUUCCAUCUGCUUCAUGGUAUUCUACGGUUCGCGCAACUUUCUUGUGCCAGAGUACACGAGGGAGGUCACAAAGGUGAGCCAAGCUGUGCUAAAGGCAAAAAUCCAGAAACUGGCUGAAAACCUUGAGUCCUGCAUCAGAGCAAUGGAUGAAGUCUGUGAACUCUUAGAAUCCAGAGCAGAACUUUCCUCCAACACAAGAAACCCCAGCUCAAGUGCCAGGAUCACUGUCAAACCCCAGGGAUCAUCCAACUGAAACAGCCAAAACCAAAAGUGUGGUUAGAGAUACCGUAUUAGUCACUAUUUUUAUUACUGCUGUUAUUUUUACAAGCAUUUGUGGCACCCAUCCCCACAGCUGAGAACAAGUUACAAGGUUCUGAUUUAAAUAUGACAGCAAGCAUGUCUCUAAAAGGGAGCUGAUGCUUUUACCUCCUUGCAGCACUGAACUAAAAUCUGAGGUUAUGAUGGAGAUCUAGCCUGUAGGGUAAAUGACAAGAACGACUCCAGAGCCUACAUUUAGUGGAAGACCAGUAGGGUAAAUGCUGGAUUAAAGGCUAAUCUGCCCACAUUUCCUUGGCUCCCAUCUGGUGCUGCUCCAUGAUGGCAGAGAGGAAUGGGUCUGGAGUCAGAUCAAAAGGCUCCUUGCCUGGUCUUGCUCCCUUGUUGUAAAUAACCUGUGAAUUCUUCUUCUCAUAGAGGUAAAGGGAGUGAGAUCUAUUGAUAUAUCCAGCACUCACAAAUUUCCUACUAAAGCAGCCAGAGAUGUGACAAACCAUAUCCACUAGAUGGCAGUACAGCACACAUAAUAUCUCAGCAGGCGCUAUGCACCAAAAACUAUUCUUUCCCUUUUAAAGAGAUAUUUUCUUUGCCACGUGCUGUGGGACAAAGUGGAAAUUGUGAUAUAUUUUUUCCUAUUUAUUUAUAUAGAGUUAUUUUAAGCCUUUAGAAUUGUAUUUAAAGAAGAAAAAAUGUUUAAGAAUGUUAAAAAGAAUGGCUUCCAACCCAGAGGGAUUCAGAGUAGCAGCCGUGUUAGUCUGUAUCCGCAGACUUCCAGAGGGAAGUCUUCCACAGGGCAAAUAUCUGAUGGAAAGUCUCCUAUUGACUCACCAGCCAGCCCAACACCCUAUCAACAAAGGAAGAGAACUGUCUGAAUUCAAAUAGGCACAAAGCAUGUAGAUUGCAGGAAACCAAGUACAGCUCUCGGGAUGGGAGGGGGAAAAAGUGGAAAUGGGGAACAAAUCCCUGAACAGGAGGGCUCGCCUCUUGAAAUAUGUAGAGGAGAGUGACAGUUCCUCAUGCAAAAAGGAUGUUCCAGUUGUAAGAUGUGGCAGGGGAUUCGAUAGCUAGAGAUGUCAAUAGUUAGGUGUCUUGGGGUAUCAGUGUGAAGGUGGCAGGUCUCAUGAGACAGCAAUACACUGUUAGCGAGUGCUGUGGAGGAUUCUGCGGUUGGGAUAUAUAUUGGUACUCAUGAAAGAGAGUGAUGUAGAAGAGAUGGGUGGUCCAGUGGUUAGGGCACUAGCCUAGCACUUAGGAGACCCUGCUCUGCCCCAGACUUCUUGUGUGACGUUGGGCAAGUCACUUGGCCCCUCUGUGCCUCCUUCCCCAUCUGCAAAAUGGGGAUAAUAGCACUUCCUUAUCCCCCAGGGGUAUUGGGAACUCAAUACUUUGCAUAUUGUGAAGUGCUUACACAUUGUGGGGAGAGGGGGGCAUAUAAGUAGCUAAGAUAACUGUAGGAGAGAGGACUUGGAAGCUAGCUUUAGAUUAGUAGGGAAAAGGCUUAGGUCUAGGUACAUUUUCAGUCCCACAUGCAGAACAAACUAUACACAAGGAACUUCGGAAUCUCAGUGUAGGGAUGAAAAAAUGACCUAAAGAGGAGGAUUUAAAUGUAUGAAGCACUGAGGAAACUCUUGGUGGGGGAAAAGCCAAGCCAGAGUAGCAAAGUUUGAAGUCUUGUUCUUGUUUUAUGCCCCUCCCAUGUUCUGGGAACAUGUGGUUUUAUGUACUUUAAAAAACCAAAAGCAGUUGUCACUGAGAGCAUCUCACAUCCGAGAAUGAUUGCCACAUAUGAGUAAUGACUCUGAUGUGACGCUGAUUCAAUGAAAUGAAUCUGAAGCUAUUUUGUGUCAGUGUAUAUGUAUUUCUGUAUGUGUGUGAUCUCUGAUAUUCUACCACAUCCAUACCCCAGUGCUGGGUCCCUGCUACCUUUCUGGCUACCAGACGCUGUAAAUAAAGACCCAGUACUAGCAGUGUUGUGUAUAUUUGGUGUGAGAGGAGUGACGGGCGGGCGUAUUGUAUGCGUAUGUGAUCUCAAACAUCAGUCCCGCAUAUCCAUACCAUAUAAGUAAUGGGUGUAUAAGUCUGUGCACAUCUCCACUUGUGUGAGUACGUGAGUGCUGUUUGCGCAUGUCUCUGAGUGCAUGAAAAUGGCCCUGUGGAUUGCAUGUGAGCGAAAGUGUUUUAUCUUGGUGUGAGUGCAGACAUAUUGCGUGAUCUCUAUAAACAUUGCUCUAGCAACGCAAUACCCCACAACUAACUCCUGGCCAGCUAAGGACAGCC